Messenger RNA from Ziziphus jujuba (common jujube), 1415 nucleotides. Its product is annotated as glyoxylate/hydroxypyruvate reductase HPR3. Bases 101 to 1108 code for a protein of 335 amino acids. NCBI's taxonomy places the organism in Eukaryota, Viridiplantae, Streptophyta, Magnoliopsida, Rosales, Rhamnaceae. Gene Ontology annotation, molecular function: hydroxypyruvate reductase [NAD(P)H] activity; glyoxylate reductase (NADPH) activity; NAD binding. The transcript has 2 exons. The record is from RefSeq and is a predicted model, not a curated record. Gene Ontology annotation, cellular component: cytosol.
AUAAUAAUUUUGAAUUUUUGGGUUCAAUCUAACAUAGACUAAACAGGAUUAAAGUCACUAAACUGUCUUUCACUUCUCUAAAACCGUCAAAUUGCCAUAAAUGGCAGUUUCCGAUCACCGACAACAAAACGAUGGCCGAUCUCCAGAACUACCAGAGGUCAUUGUCCUCAAUGCACCGCUAAUUCUCACAAUGUUCGAGGACCAAUUGUCCAGUAAGUUUCAUCUUCUGAAAGCUUUGGACUCAGAGCUUCCUCUGCAUCAGUUCUUGGCCGUCAAUGCCCAAUCUGUGCGGGCUAUGCUCUGCACCGUCAACGGGCCUCCGGUCACCGCCGACAUUCUCCAGCUUCUCCCUUCUCUCAGGCUUAUCGUCACCACCACCGCCGGCAUCAAUCACAUUGAUGUGUCAGAGUGCCGGAGCCGCGGAAUCUCGGUGGCCAAUGCCGGAGAUGUGUUUUCUGCGGAUUGUGCGGACUAUGCGGUCGGAUUGUUGAUUGAUGUACUGAGGAAGAUUUCGGUUGCCGAUCGGUACGUUAGGAAAGGGCAUUGGGCUAAUCUUGGGGAUUUCCCUCUUGGAUCUAAGUUGCGAGGAAAGCGAGUUGGGAUUGUCGGGUUGGGAAGAAUUGGCAUACAAGUUGCCAAAAGGCUUGAGGCCUUUGGCUGCAGCAUCUCAUACAACUCAAGGAAGAAGAAAGACUUUGUUGAAUACCCUUUUUAUGCAAAUGUUUGUGAACUUGCAGCUGAUAUGGAUGUCCUCAUCAUAUGUUGUGCACUAACUGAUCAAACCCGCCACAUGAUCGAUAGAAAGGUCUUGUUGGCACUGGGAAAGGAGGGGGUGAUUGUGAAUAUAGGAAGAGGAGCCAUUGUCAAUGAGAAGGAAAUGGUGGAAUGUUUGGUUCAUGGAGAGAUUGGAGGUGCUGGUUCGGAUGUGUUUGAGAAUGAGCCUGAUGUUCCUAAAGAGCUCUUUGAACUGGAAAAUGUUGUGCUUUCACCACAUUUGGCCAUUUUUUCCCCUGAAUCUUUGGAGGAUUCGCGUGAUCUUGUGAUUGCAAAUUUGGAGGCUUUCUUCUCAAAUAAACCUCUACUCUCUCUGCAGGAUCCCUUUUUUUAAAAACAAUGUAUAAGUGAUCAUUUGACAAUGGAUUCCGUUUUAUGGUAAUGGCCCACAUAAUGGAAGACAGAUAUUAACUAAAUAUAAUUUUAAAUUUUAAAUUGCUAUUUUAUAGCAUUUUUUAUUGGAAUAUCGUUGUUAAAGUUUGACAUUAACAAUGGAAUCUGAACUCAUAUCAAUAUCAAAUUUUAAAAAUUGACAAUGCCAAAAUGGUAUCUACACUGGAGUUGCUCUUGCUGGAAAGCAUUAAUUGUAAGGCACGUCAGUCAUGUGAAAAAAUUAUAUUCUCCUUGCACCGCAUCUAAGU